Molecule: messenger RNA, 1484 nt
Organism: Salvia splendens (bonfire salvia)
Lineage: Eukaryota; Viridiplantae; Streptophyta; Magnoliopsida; Lamiales; Lamiaceae
Product: GDSL esterase/lipase At4g01130
Exons: 6
Coding region: 189-1394 (401 amino acids)
Molecular function (GO): hydrolase activity, acting on ester bonds
Source: RefSeq, a predicted model, not a curated record
GAAGCCAGAAUCUUGAUUUGCAUGCUUGUGUUUAUUUCAUGUCAUUUCAUAGGAGUAUAUUUUAGUGCCAAGAUGCAAUCUUUAUUUUGUGACAACCUCAAAAUCUCAUGAUUAUCAUUAAUUCUGUUUGUCUUUGAUGCAUUUUCUUAGGCCUAAUAACAACAUUUGGUCUAUUUCAGGGCUGCAGAAUGGAACCACUGCUUGAUGUGGAUAUGGUGGUGGCUCCUACGACUUCAACCAGCAUGUUUUCUAAGCAUGGAACCACUCCUUUGAUUGUCCCAUGUGUGAUUGUGGCAAUGUCAGCUGCAAGAAUCCAUGGUAAGAAAUGUGGUUUUGAGGCCAUCUUCAACUUCGGAGAUUCAAACUCUGACACCGGAGGAUUCUAUGCUGCUUUUCCGGCAGAGAGGCUGCCCUUCGGCAUGACAUACUUCCACAAACCAGCCGGCCGAGCCACAGAUGGCAGGGUCAUUGUUGAUUUUUUAGCACAAGCUCUGGGGAUACCAUUCUUGAGCCCAUAUUUGCAGUCAAUAGGAUCAGAUUUCAGACAUGGUGCCAAUUUUGCAACAUUGGCAUCGACGGUUCGUUUGCCACAGACUUCACUAUUUGUCACAGGUGUUAGCCCUUUUUCUCUUGCUAUUCAGCUCAAUCAAAUGAAGCAAUUUAAGACCAAAGUUGAUCAACUUCACUCUUCAUCAGGAGAAGACAAGCUUCCACCACCUACUGUUUUUGGAAAAUCUCUCUACACAUUCUACAUUGGUCAAAAUGAUUUCACUGGGAACUUAGCAUCCAUUGGCAUAAAUGGGGUGAAGCAUUAUAUCCCUCAAGUAGUGUCACAAAUUGCUAGCACUAUUAAGGAGAUUUAUGCAAUAGGUGGGAGAGAUUUCUUGGUGCUGAAUCUUGCACCAAUAGGUUGCUACCCUGCAUUCUUAGUGGAGCUGCCUCACAACGCCUCGGACAUUGACGCAUUCGGAUGCUUGAUCUCUUACAACAAUGCUGUGGUAGACUACAACACUAUGUUGGAGGAAGCAUUGAAGCAGACAAGAAGAGAGAUUGGUGAUGCAAAUGUUGUGUAUACAGACAUACAUUCUGUUAUGCUAGAGCUUUUCCACCAUCCCACUUCUCAUGGGAUGAAGUAUGGGACCAAGGCAUGCUGUGGAUAUGGUGGUGGUGCAUACAAUUUUGAUAAGAGAGUUUACUGUGGGAACGAGAAGGUGAUCAACGGCCGGACCUUGGUUGCGACUGCGUGUGGUGAUCCAUAUAACUAUGUGAGCUGGGAUGGGAUUCAUGCCACUGAUGCAGCUAACAAGAUUGUUGCUCAUGCUAUGAUCAAUGGCUCUAUUUUUAGGCCACCAUUUUCACUCCAUAAGUUUUGUGAUAUUCAAGCAAUUGAUUAACACCUUUUUUCCCUCACUCAAAUGUUGGAGAGAUAAUCAAACAUGUGACUUGCUUUACAUUUGAAUGUGUGAUGUAGUAUUAAUGAUUAA